AUCGAGGCUCGGUCACUGUUGAAUCAGUCGCUGGUCUGACCGACAGGUGAGCCAUGCUUUCUGUCUCUGAAAGUACGUCUUUGGAGGACGCUCCUGCUCUUUGCCCACAUGCAGCUCACCUGAAAAAUGCAGAUAUCACCCAGGAUCAAAAGUCUGCAAAUAGAGAACAGGACUGUCUCAAGGUUCAGGAUGAAACACACCACAAGAGAGACAGUGAGCUGGAGAACAAGACCAGGAACUGGAUCCGUCCUGAUUUGCCCAGCAGAUGUACCUGGAGGCUGGGUGCACCUGUUACAGAGUCACCUCAUGGCCACCCAGCUCGCACCAAACCUCCCAGCAUCCUUCCCAACAUCCUUGGGAAAAUUGGACACACACCUCUGGUUCGUUUGAACAAAAUCCCGAAGGAGUUUGGACUCAAGUGUGAUAUUUUGGCCAAAUGCGAAUUCUUCAAUGCGGGAGGCAGCGUGAAAGACAGGAUAGGCCUGCGGAUGAUGGAGGACGCUGAGAGAGCCGGGAUCCUCAAACCAGGAGACACGAUCAUCGAGCCCACCUCUGGCAACACAGGUAUCGGCAUCGCCCUGACAGCCGCAGUAAAAGGAUACCGCUGUAUCAUCACCAUGCCCGAGAAGAUGAGCAUGGAGAAGGUGGACGUGUUGAGAGCUCUUGGGGCAGAAAUAGUGCGCACGCCAACUUCUGCAGCUUUUGAUUCACCUGAAUCUCACGUCGGUGCAGCUUGGCGUCUAAAGAAUGAGAUCCCCAACUCGCACAUCCUCGACCAAUACCGCAACGCCAGUAACCCUCUGGCUCACUACGAUACCACAGCAGAGGAGAUACUGGAGCAGUGUGAUGGUAAAUUGGACAUGUUGGUGACCGGAGUUGGCACAGGUGGUACACUCACUGGGGUUGCUCGGAAGAUGAAGGAGAAAUGCCCCAAUGUGAAGAUAGUUGCUGUUGACCCUGAAGGCUCCGUUCUGACCGGAUCAAAAGAGGCGAGCGAAAAGAAGUCUUUUGAAGUGGAGGGCAUCGGAUAUGACUUCGUCCCCACGGUGCUGGACAGAUCUCUUGUUGACAUGUGGUAUAAAUCAACGGAUAUGGAGACGUUCACGAUGGCUCGUAAGCUGAUCAGAGAGGAGGGUCUUCUGUGCGGCGGCAGCUCUGGUUCGGCCAUGGCGGCAGCAGUGAAGAUGGCUCAGCAUCUUGAAGAAGGACAGCGCUGUGUGGUCAUCCUGGCCGACUCUGUCCGCAACUACAUGUCAAAGUUCCUGAGUGACAAGUGGAUGUAUGAGAAGGGCUUCCUCAGCCCGGAGGCUCCGCUGGAGCCCAAACCCUGGUGGUGUAACAUGACUGUCCAAUGUCUACACCCGCCUGCCCUCCUCACUGUGUUACCAUCUGUGUCCUGCCAGAAAGCCGUUGAGAUCCUGAAGGAGAAAGCGUUCGACCAGGCCCCAGUCGUCGAUGAGUCAGGUGUGAUCCUCGGGAUGGUGACUCUGGGAACUAUUCUGUCGUCUGUGUCGGCUGGGAAGGUCAAAGCCUCGGACGCUGUCAUCAAGGUUCUCCGCAAGACUUUCACGCAGGUGCAUCUGACAGACAACCUAGGGAUGCUGUCCAAAAUCCUCGAAACAGACCACUUUGCUCUGGUGGUGCACGAUCACACCCAGUAUAAGGCUGAUGGGUCAGCUUGUCAGAGGCAGAUGGUGUUUGGCGUCGUGACAGCAAUCGACCUCCUCCACUACAUCACCACACACGAGGGGCCGGACGGCUCGCCACCUUAAUGCUCGCUAUCUGUCACCAGAUUAUGUUGAAGACGUGGCCGACCAAGAGGCAGCAUGAGUUUCUUAAAUCAAAUUUAAAGGAAAGGUUAGGUGAUAGUUUAUAUAUUUUUUCAUUGUCAGCAAAUUUAUAUUUUGAGUAUAAAAUAUGACGGACUACACUGCCCAGCUGUUCCAGGACAUCACAGAGCCUCUUAAAAACAUUUAAUUGUACAUUUUUAAUCUUUAAAAAAAAAAGAUUUAUGUCUUCAUAGGAACAAAUGAGCUUCAGGAUGAGUGUCACAGAUAUUCAUAAUGAAAUGUUGGAUUUUAACGAGAUUCGUUGACAAUAUAGAAACUGAAUUACAUUCAACAAGCAUAAUCAAGUCAAAUGAUUGAUGGACACACUAACUAUUUACUGCUAGUAUCAUGAGUAUCAUGAUUUUUAAAGGUAUUAAUCACUGAAAAGUGUUAAUUGUUAUGGUUUUACAUGUUUUACAUGUUGUUUGUGGCUCUAAUGAGAAUAGUGAGACCAGACUGUAGUUACUUGAGUAUAAAAUGAUGACGCUGUUCACUGAUGAUUUCGAUCCCUUCACAGUCAACGUGGUCUGAUUGUAUCUGAGCAUUACAGACUUUUUUUAAUGGGCUUGGUGGAAACCUGUUCUUUCUUUUAAGUUGGAGUUAAUGUUGUUUCCUUUUCAUGGAUCAAGUCUUCCACCUAGUGGCUGAAAACUGUUUUAACCUGCAGUAAUCAGUUGUACUCGCAUGUGAUAUGAACAUGCACAUAAUAUAUCGACUAUUUUGGGUCUGCCUCCCUCCACUCAAAAAUAUAUUGCAUUUUUUUGUUACUUCACUAUGCAGGAUAAUAUGUUUUCACAUUAAUAUGCUGAAGGGGGAAAGUCAC
Molecule: messenger RNA, 2652 nt
Organism: Larimichthys crocea (large yellow croaker)
Lineage: Eukaryota; Metazoa; Chordata; Actinopteri; Sciaenidae
Gene: cbsb
Product: cystathionine beta-synthase b
Exons: 15
Coding region: 54-1772 (572 amino acids)
Cellular component (GO): cytoplasm
Molecular function (GO): cystathionine beta-synthase activity
Source: RefSeq, a predicted model, not a curated record